AUGGAAUCACCGCCAGCCUCGUCGGACCAUGGUGAUGUCAACUUCGACCCGGCUCGGCCCUUCAACGGCAUUGUCGUGUGCUGCACCAGCAUCCCGCCCGAACAGAGGACCGACGUAGCGAGCAAGACCGCCGAGCUCGGCGGCGUCCACAAGUACGACCUCACUCCCGACGUCACCCACCUGAUUGUCGGCGACUAUGACACGGCCAAGUACCGCCAUGUUGCCAAGGAACGCCCCGACAUCAAGCCCAUGGCUCUCGGCUGGGUCGAGGCUGUGCGGAGCCUGUGGACCGAGGACGCCGACAUCGACUUUUCCGCCCUAGAGAAGGCCUGGUCCCUGAAGCCCCUCGAGACCCAUGGGGGGGAGCCCGCCACGCAGUCGAGGAGGGGCAUAGACCGAGGGAAGCUGUUGUGUUGCCUCACAGGCUUUGACGACGCUGACGAGCGGCAACGCAUCAUCGACAAAAUCCAUGCCAACGGUGGCAGCUACACCGGCGAUCUGACGCGUCAGGUCACGCAUCUCGUUGUCGCUAGGCCAGAGGGACGCAAGUACACGGCGGCCAAGACAUGGAAUGUUCACACGGUCUCGGUCGAGUGGCUUGAUGACAGCGCCGCGAGAGGUAUGAUACUCGACGAGAAAUGUUACGACCCAACGCUGCCAAAGGAGGACCGCGGCAAGAAUGCUUGGCUGCGUCGCGAUCCUCGAAGCUCGUCUCUCGCAAAGAGGCUUCGAGAUCCAUCCGCUGCCCAGGAGGAAGGGAGGCGAAAGCUGAGGAAGACGGCGAGCAUGAAGCUCAACAGCCAAAGGGACGACCUUUGGGGUAAUAUUCUAGGCAAGGGGCUGCCUUCUGCAGGUCCGAAUCGUGCUCAAGGCCCUGGCAGGACCGAGUCCCGGCCUGAUGAAGCCCUGGAACCCCGACAAGACGCACGCAGCAGCCCCGGGUCAGACCAGACCGCGGCGAGCCUGGCCCAACCCGGCCCGACUUCCGGGCUUCCCUUUUCAUCGUGCUCUUUCUUCGUGCACGGAUUCUCCAAGGCCCAGACAGAGAUUCUGCUGUCUACAGUCUCUUCUCAUGGCGGUCAGUCUGUUUCUUCGCUUGGAGAUCUUGUCGGCAACCCACAGCAUGAUAUUCAGCAUCGCCUGGUCAUCGUACCCCAGAAUUCAUCCUCGGAAGCACACCCCAGCGUUCCCGAGGAAGCCCAUCUGGUCACGGAAUUCUUCAUCGAGAGGUGUAUGCACAAGAAGCGCUUUUUCUCCCCUGGCGAUGAUGUUAUCGGCCGACCUUUUCCCGUCUUUCCUAUACCCGGAUUCGAGAAGCUUGGGAUAUGCACCGCAGGAUUCACCGGCGUCGAUUUGAACCAGGUUGACAAGGCAAUACGCCAGCUCGGUGCCAGGUACGAGGAGAGAUUCACCGCUCAGACGUCGAUGUUGGUUUGCACUUCUCUAGAGACGGUACGAAGGCAGAAGCUAGACCUAGCUAUAGUUUGGAGGGUCCCUGUCGUCAAGGCAUCAUGGUUGUGGACUUGUAUCACUACCGGGAGCAUGCUGCCCAUCAGGAGCUUUAUGUUUCCAUCACUACGUCAAAGCGACAUGGCGCCCUGGGAAUCCGAACAGGGCCAGAAGACGCAACCUCUCGUUUGGGACCGACAUCCAGACCCCAUUCCCCAGCCUCCCAAGGCGUCAUCGGGCAAUUCCGCCCAAGAUUCACAUCCUGCUGCCGACCCUGGAGGGCACAAGGAUAUAUCAAGCCACCCACCACGCUUUGAGACUGCACCAACACACCAGUCGGACAGUAAGGCACCUAGUGAAGAUAGAAGUCAGCCAUCCAGUCGACAUUCGGCGCCCUUAUCCGAGCUCUCGGCCAACAAUAUCAAUAGGUCUGCCUCCCCCCCAAAGCCGACAAAGACGACUCGCAAACCACUAAGUAGGAUGCCGAGCGAGAUAGCGGACUCGGAGACUGCUGGCGAUGCCGAGUCUGAUGAGGACCGAGCCAACGGCGAAGCGACGCAAAAACACCUGGAGCAACAAAAAGUCGCCGCCGACGAGCGCCUUGCGCUGUCCACGCGGCUAACAAGUCUGCUAGAGGCCACUCCGGGAGGUGGCACCGGCCGAAGCGGCUCCGAAAGUUGCGCCCGGGACGACAACGUCAGUACGAGUGCGGCGGCAACGGCUAAGGCCCCUAGGCGAAAGCGUGGCAUCAUGGGCAGGGCCAUCAGCAACGUCUCGGCUACGUCAAGCGGCAGCGUCGACUCGGCUGCCACGGCUACCGUGGCCACUACCGCCAGUCGAACCAUCACAGCGGCUGCACAGCUCCUUCUCCACCAGGAGAUACCGGACGACUCCGACAAGACCAAGCUGUCGCUGACCCAGGUCGAAUACGAGGCGCCCGAUGCGCAGCGGUACAAGGCACAGUUGCUCAGCAAAAUGAUGGGCAAGGGUGGCAGCCUACCGCCGGAGCAACGACCCGAGGAGAAGUUGACCAUGCGCGACUACCAGCAGGCGAUUCAAGCAGAGAAGAGCUAUGCAGCUGGUAGCGGCGUGACGGCGACGAGGAGGACGACGAGACGCCGGCAAUGA
Molecule: messenger RNA, 2577 nt
Organism: Thyridium curvatum
Lineage: Eukaryota; Fungi; Ascomycota; Sordariomycetes; Thyridiales; Thyridiaceae
Exons: 3
Coding region: 1-2577 (858 amino acids)
Biological process (GO): mitotic DNA replication checkpoint signaling; DNA replication initiation; mitotic G2 DNA damage checkpoint signaling
Source: RefSeq, a predicted model, not a curated record